CAUUCUGUGGUCAGUUUCUGCUUCGGCGUUCUCUGGUGAUUUGCGGUCGUUCUGAGAGGAGUAGGGAAGCCGGUCCAGUUUCGCUCGUCGUUGCAAACGCCAACAACAUGUCUAAGGAACCUGUCCGGGUGCUCGUCACUGGCGCAGCAGGCCAGAUUGCCUACUCGCUGGUGCCCAUCAUUGCCAGGGGCCAGGUGUUUGGUUGUGACCAGCCUGUGGUUCUGCACUUGCUGGACAUCCCCAUGAUGAUGGGGGUCCUCAAUGGCGUCGUCAUGGAGCUGGUGGACUGUGCCUUCCCUCUCUUGAAAGAUGUGGUGGCCACAGAUGAUGAGAAGGUUGCCUUCGCUGGCAUUGACGUAGCCUUCUUGGUGGGCUCGAUGCCCCGCAAGGAGGGCAUGGAACGCAAGGACCUGCUUGCCGCGAACGUCAAGAUCUUCAAGAGCCAGGGGCGGGCCCUUGACCAGUAUGCCAAGAAAUCUGUCAAGAUUCUGGUGGUGGGCAACCCAGCGAACACGAAUGCCCUCAUCUGCUCCAAGUACGCCCCGUCCAUUCCCAAGGAGAACUUCUCGGCCAUGACGCGUCUCGACCACAACAGGGCAAAGGGACAGAUUGCCCAGAGGUUGAAGGUGUCAGCCGCGGACGUGCGCAACGUCAUCAUAUGGGGCAACCACUCGUCCACCCAGUUCCCUGAUGCCAGCCAUGCCUCAGUGACUCUGAAUGGCCAGAAUGUAAAGGUCACCGACGCCAUCAAGGACGAAGCCUACUUCCAGGGCGAAUUUCUCACUACUGUACAGAAGCGUGGUGCAGCAGUGAUUGCGGCACGCAAGCUCUCCAGCGCCAUGUCGGCUGCGAAGGCAGCGGCUGACCACGUGCGCGACUGGUGGCAGGGCACCCCUGAGGGUGAAUGGGUGUCCAUGGCAGUAAUGAGCGAUGGGUCAUACGGCUCGCCACCUGAGGUGGUCUUCAGCUACCCGGUCCAGAUCGAUGCCCAGAAGCGCUGGCGCAUUGUUAGCGGACUGCCCACGUCGGACUUUGCCCGGCAGAAGAUCGAGGCCACGGGCAAGGAGCUUGUCGAGGAGCGCAACGAUGCCCUGGCAGUCUGCAAGGAUUGACGGGGCGCCCCGUCUGCAGCCAAGCUCUGACAACCCUCUCCCCACCCUCUCUUCUCUUCCACAGCCUUGGAUCUCGCCAGUUGACGCCCACACCGCUCUCUCAAGCAUAAUAGAGUCGUUCCUCCUGGGUUCUUUUGCAGCUGCUUGCUGUCAGCACGACAGCAAAUGCAUCUUUAAGAAAGGAAGAUUGAAAAGUUCUCAAUUGGCUCCGUUACAAGUGGGUGACUGCGUAGUAUAGUGUUAAUAAAAGCACAAGAAAGACUCGAUGCAGGGCACCAGUCAUGUGGGAAGCAAGUGCGCUCUAAUUAUCAUGACAACUGUGUCAGAAAUCCAUGGCUUUCUUUAAGCCACCAGAUGGUGAUGGACAUUCACUGAGCUACAAUGCAUCUACCUGAAGUAUUUCUUGCGCUCAGGUCGCAUGGUACAGUGCAGUGGCUAUGCACUUGUUUAUCGUAGCACCCCAUAAAAAGUCAUUCUGACACAGACUUCUUCAGGGUAAACUGGAAAAGCUGGAAGUGCCGAACACAAAUAGAGGUGGCCAAAAUUUGCACCGGGGAUCGUAGGGCAUUAGUAUUGAACAUGUUGAUAAUGGCAAACCUUCACAUUGUCCGAACGAGGCAAUUGGCGAGAUCUCCGGGGUUGGCCCCCUUCCGUUUUCCCCUUCUUCUUCUAGCCCCUGUUUGUAACGUAGCAAUGGUGUGACUUCAUUUCUAGCAAGUACCUGACACGUUCAAGUGAGCCAAGGUCUCACGGGCCGCUCCCGCCUCCACCAUAUGGGCAGCCAUGUCACUUGCAAGGUUUGCGCUGCAAGUGCAACUUCGAAUCUGAAACAUUGAAGCUCAAGACGUGCCUACCCCGUUGGUUUGCACAUUGCUUUGUGUUUGCUGAAAAUUUCCUCUAAGGACCUUUCACUGAAUGUACGGCGAAAGGUAUAGUGGUAAACGACACCCUUCCUUUCCUGUGAAACAGUAGUGCACAUGGAUUGCUGUAGGUGCAGUCUUAUAGGACAUAAGAUAGCAGGCUUAGCACCCUGUGUUACCAACAAGGCGCUUUCGCAUUGAAGAUGGUUCUCUCAAACAUCAUAUUUGCACAAAUGUGUCGCUGUGUUGCUACAGAUAAAACUUCUCUUUUGGCCGAUCUAGGGCUUUUUCCCAAGAACUCUCACAAUUCUUUAUUUAAAAUUGGUAUAAAUGCCUUUUUUCUAUGCACGAUUCUUUAUACUGAUGGCUGUAGACGGAGCUAAGAAAGAAAUUGAAGGCAACUCAGGCUGCCCAGUACAGUAAUAAUAAAAUACUAACUGCGGGCUGCGGUAAAUUAUGCCUCACUAACAUCAGGUGCUUUGUUUGCAGUGACAGUCGUUUAUCUCUAGACUACAUGUAUGCUUAGAAUGGAAAGUUCACGAGUGAAUGUGCAUUGCUCCACAUACGAGUGCAGUAGCAAUGGCUUGCAUGGGCUGCACAUGUAUAGGCAACAAAUUUUGUUUUCAGUAUUGUUUGGUGCAUGAACUGAUGCAAAACAUGCUGGUCCUGUGUCAUGAAAGGUUAUGGGAGUUUCUUUUCGCUACAAAAAAAAACUGGCUCUCUGAAUAUUGUUGCAACAUCCAGCAAUCAAAAAUGUGGUUUCUACAACAAAGUGCUUUUGCAAGCUGAACAUUAUCAGUGCAUUCUCUGGCAUACAGUACAGUGUUAAAAAAUUUUGAAUGGGUUGUCUGAAGGUGCAUUCACGUGGGUGUCACUUUUGUCAUGUUUAAUGAAAUGCUGUGUAGAAAAACUGGUUUCUUUAAUAAAGCUUUGCUUGGGGGUGUCUGGAA
Molecule: messenger RNA, 2922 nt
Organism: Dermacentor andersoni
Lineage: Eukaryota; Metazoa; Arthropoda; Arachnida; Ixodida; Ixodidae
Product: malate dehydrogenase, cytoplasmic-like
Biological process (GO): malate metabolic process
Molecular function (GO): L-malate dehydrogenase (NAD+) activity
Source: RefSeq, a predicted model, not a curated record